AAAUAACAUUUGAUAAGGUAAUUGAUGAACUUUUGAAUAUGUUGUUCACUUGAUGAUUAUCAAUAAUUAAAUUAGUUAUUAUUUAUAUGGUAUUAUCAAUAUAAUAAUAAUUAUAAUAAUAAUAAUAAUAUCAAUGUACAUAUUAUUUUCAAUGAAUUUCCUUUUUAUUGCGGAUGAUGCUCAUGUGAGCUUUAGCUUUUGUGUGGGUGUUGGAAAGUGCUUGAGAGAUUUGAUGAGAUGAUCAAACGUCUAUAGUUACAUCUGGUAACACCUAAUAUUAUUGCUGACGCUGUAUUCCAUUGUAAUGCUCGAACAUAGUACUUUUAGUCAGUCUACUGCCAAACUUCACCGAGAGCACUUCUCUCUUUUUCGAUGUAUAUUUUAUAAUUAUGUGUUUGAAAAUAAAGUUUUCUUUUUAAAAAGAUGUUUGGUUACCCCAGAACUAUAACUGGCACCCGAACUACCUUCCUUACGUUUUUUCGAGGUUGUUCAUUUAACAACAAGUUUUUUUCGAUUCGCGAUCUUUAAUUUCAACUUCGUGAAAAAUCCGGAAAACCAGUGAGUGAGGUGAACUUUUCAAGACAAGUUCUCUGCAUACCACACCUGCAACCUUCGAAGUUCAACCUGGCAGACAACGAAGACUCCUUCCACAAAUUUGAGACGGAAGUAAAACUACCAUCAACUGAAUGCUAAUGAUUACGAUGACAUGAAGGACAAAUGUAUAGAGUAUUUGAAACCGAAUACAAAGUAUGGAGUUUUCUGCUCGCGUGCCGGAGCCCUAUACGAUGAGUAUGAACCGAUUUUUAACAAUUUCAAGAACGUACUGCUAGAGACUUUUGAUUCGAUCAAACUUAAACGGUAUAAAAGAAUGAACUUAGAUGUGACACAAAUUGAUGAACAAAAACAGGUAAUCUCUAAUUAUCAUGAGGGUAAAACAUUCCACCGCGGUAUCAAUGAAUCUUAUAAUCAAAUACGACGUAAAUAUUACUGGCCAUCAAUGCUACAGGACGUGACUGGUUACAUUAAUAAAUGCGCUGUUUGCUUAAAGGUUAAAUAUGACAGGAGACCCGUUCGAGUUGACUAUAAAAUCACACCCACUCCUGAAACACCGUUCGAAAAAAUACAGAUUGAUUGCUUCCAAUAUGACAAAAUAAAGUUUUUAACGAUGACUGACUGUUUUUCCAAACGGCUAACGGUCCAUCCAAUAAAAAGUUUGAACCAAGUCGAUAUCCAAGAAUGCUUAGACGACUAUUUCUCUGCUUUCCCCAUACCCAAAAUUGUACAAAUGGACAACGGACGUGAAUUUGACAAUGCAAGCCUACGUGAUUUCCUGAGACUUUAUGGCAUUGAACCAUAUUACGUUACUCCCGGACACCCAGACUCGCAAGGUUUGGUAGAAAGGACUCAUUCUACACUUAUUGAAAUUCUGAAUGCCAUUCAACUUGAAAAUAAAACCAACACUACUGAAACUAAUAUGAAAUUAGCGGUAAUUGCCUUCAAUAAUACUCUAAACUCUACCUUGAAAAUGUCUCCUAUGGAAAUAACAUAGGGAAUAUCGAAUAACCCUUUUGUAAACGGAAUAACAGAAAGAUUAGUAACUGAACAACUGUCCCAACAGUAUCUUGAACAAGUCAACCUAGUGCAUAAAAUGAUUAAGAAUAAAAUUGAAGAAGAAAAACAAAAACGUACUGAGAAAUUGAAUGUUAAUCGUGAGAAGAAUGUUGAAAUUGAAAACGAGCCACACAUAAAAUCGACAUUUAAUAAGAAAACAAAACCGAAAUUCAUCAAAGUAAAUUACGAUACAACACAGCAAUUAGCAAGGAAUCCUAAAGCUAUCCAAAAACGCCCUUUUAAAUUGCACCCUAACAGAAUGAAACGGCCUAAAAAACCGGUGAAGGGUAAGAAAAAGGAUUUAUUUGUUACAGGACUUGAUGGUACUGCCCCUAAUUCUCCUGUUGCUGGCCCCAGCAACGUCUUAUAAGAUGGUAGAUUUGAGCAGAACAUCUGGUAUUGCUCCAAUCAAGAUACAGAAUUCUCAUAUAAUUAAUGAAACUUUUACCUAUGUUCAUAAUAUCAAUACUAGAUUUACGUUUAGAAUUAAGUAAUAUUGAAACAUUUGUUGAUUUUCUCGCUAAAAGGAAUAAUAUUGAUAAGAGUCGCUUAAGUAUGAUGAAAUUGAAUUUGAAAUACACUAAGAAUAAAUUAAAUGAGAUUCAAUCAGUUGAUUAUAGGCAGAAAAGAGGUCUUUUUAAUGGUUUAGGAUCCGCGAUUUCGUGGAUCACUGGGAACAUGGAUGCUGAUGAUAAGGAAAGAUAUGACAAAAUUUUGCAGACAGUCCAAUCUAAUGAAUAUCAUCUUAGUAACAAUGUAGACAAGCAAUUUGCUGUAAAUCAGAAAUUAAUUAACGAAUUCAAUAAUGAGAUGAAAGUAAUCAGAGCGAAUAAUCUAAAAAUCAGCAAUCACUUUAAUUCUUUGUUCAAUGAAUCCAACCGAAUGGAAAUGAAUCAGCAAUUCUCUUUGUUAUUCGACUCGCUCCUGCUUCUGAAUAAUAAAAUAUCUGACAUUGUAACUAGUCUCGAAUUUUGUAAAUUGAAAAUACUCCAUUCUUCUAUUAUUUCUCAUGAUGAUCUUUUUCUCCUACAAAAAAACUCAAAUGUCAGCUUUAUUUCAAAUAAAAUUAGUGUGUUAUGGAAACUAAGCAAAGUACAUUUUGGAUUAUUUAAAGACCAUAUUUCAUAUUUUGUGGAAGUACCGCUAUUAUCAACUGUUUAUGAAACGUUUUUUCUAUUGUCUUAUCCUGUCAUUGUUGGUAACGAAAUUUUAACAACUAUUGCGCAUCCUUCUUUUGUUCUUCGAAACGACAAAUUAUUUUCUGGAAAUUGUGAACUCAUUUAUGAUGAUUAUUAUUGUAGUACAGUAAGCAAACUUAAUGAUAUAUGUAUUGAGCAAUUAUUAAAUGAUAGGAAUCUAGACGGAUGUAGUUUUGAAAGACGGAGAUUCUUUCAUAACAUAUGUAGAAAUAGUUGAUAGUUUUAUAUUAUUUAAUUUUAGUACAUGUAUGGUUCUGAAUACUGAUGUGAACAAGAAUAUUACUCUUUUUCUUAAUAAGAAAACGCAAUUGUUGAAAAUUAAUAGCUCAGAAACACUGAUUGGUUACUACAAACCAAAUAUAUUUUGGGAAAACGAAAUUGUACUUCCAACUGAAUUUGUAGUAAAAAAACGACUAUCCAACUUCAACUUUGAUCAAGUACAUACUGCUAAUAUAAAUUUUCAAAAACUUGAUGUUCUAGAUGAGUUACCUCUGACCGAUAAUCGAAACCUAUGUAUUAUUCUAUUGCUUAUUUUUACUGUAAUUUUAUUGAUUGUUAUAAUAUUUCUCAAACGGCUGUUUAUCUGGCACAAACUUUGUAACCUAAUGUGUUGUGAAUCUGAAGUUGAAAAUGAUACUGUACAGCGUGAACCAGAACAAAAUGCCCCAGACUACAAUGUACUUAGUUUAUAAUACUUAAAUAUAAUAUAUGUUUUUUAUUUCUUUGAAGCUGAGGGCAGCUUCACUCUUAGGGGGGAGGAGUUACAUCUGGUAACACCUAAUAUUAUUGCUGACGCUGUAUUCCAUUGUAAUGCUCGAUCAUAGUACUUUUAGUCAGUUUACUGCCAAACUUCACCGAGAGCACUUAACUCUUUUUCGAUGUAUAUUUUAUAAUUAUGUGUUUGAAAAUAAAGUUUUCUUUUUAAAAAGAUGUUUGGUUACCCCAGAACUAUAACUUAUGACUACCGACGGGAUGCGAGACCACGACCAGGUAGCGCUAGCAGACUGAAGGUUGCAACGCCUACAGCUAACCUGGCCGGUGAAGUGACUUGCACAAGUGACUUUG
Nilaparvata lugens (brown planthopper) is the source of this 3875-nucleotide messenger RNA. RefSeq lists its product as uncharacterized. Bases 2047 to 3027 code for a protein of 326 amino acids. The transcript has 2 exons. NCBI's taxonomy places the organism in Eukaryota, Metazoa, Arthropoda, Insecta, Hemiptera, Delphacidae. The record is from RefSeq and is a predicted model, not a curated record.